AGCAUGGAGCGGUUUGGGACGCAGCCCGAGGACCAGUGUGGUCAGAGUGAAACCGGAACAAGAGCGACAGUAACCUCGGGGCUCGGAGGAGUGUAAAGAUGGUGGAUAACCGCUACGCCACGGCAUUAGUGAUCGGCUCGGUGCUCAGCCUCUUGGCCAGCGUGUACCUCUCAGUGGCGGUGGGAACGCAGCACUGGUACCAGUACCGCAGUCCGCCGCCCAGCAACGACGCCAACAACGGGUCAGAACUGCAGCAACUGAAAGAAGACUUCAGGAAAGAGGACGCGGAUGAUAUAUUAUACGGCCGGGCUCUGAUCAACCUCAACGGCUCGCUGGGGCUGUGGUGGCGCUGCAUCCUCGUGCCUACUCGGUCAGAAACACAGAGGGAACAUCUACACAUGGUGUCUGAAUGUAAGGCCUUCACUUUACCUCAGCAGUUUGAAACCAAGUACAGAAACGUGACUGGAAGCAUAGAGGAGGAGGAGGAGGAUUACCUGCGCACAGUUCUGUGGCGUUGUCGCUUCAUCUUCCCACUGGUGUCUUUGAGUCUGGUGUUUUUGGCAGCACUGGUCGGAGUGUGUGCAUGUCUGUGUCGCAGCCUCACACCCACACUGUUUGUUGGAUUAUUGCACCUACUGGCAGGUCUGUGUUCUUUGGCGACAGUGUGCUGCUUCCUGGCGGGACAGGACCUGCUUCACAAAGUUCUGGACCCGCCCGGGGACGUCCACUUGUCUCUGGGCUGGUCUCUGUACCUGGCCCUGAUCUCCUCCCCUCUGCAGAUGAUGGCUGCCGCUCUGUUCACGUGGGCCGCCAGGAGCCACCGCAAGAACUACACUCGCAUGACUGCGUACAGGGUCGCGUAACACGCGCAGCGUUACAACGCAACCGCACAACACACACACAAUUCAGCUGGGAAUCACACACUCCAUACACAACUCACCUGAGGAGGUCAUCUAAAGAGUCAACGAUGUGGUCGCCUGAGGAGUCGCCUGAGGUUUCACUUUAGGGGGUUCCCUGAGGAGUCGCCUGAGGGGGUCUCCUGAGGAGUCUCCUUAGGUGUCACUUUAGGGGGGUUCCCUAACGAGUCGCCUGAGGGGUCACCUGAGGGGUUACUUUAGGGAGUUCCCCUGAGGAGUCACCUAAGGUGUCACUUGAGGAGUCACCUAAGGUGUCACUUGAGGAGUCGCCUAAGGGGUCACCUGAGGGCUACCUAUAGGGGUCACCUGAGGAGUCGCCUGAGAACCCUAGGAGUCAAUUUUAGAAUUAGAGUAACUAAUUAGUGACUAAUUACUGAGGCUUAAUAACGUGUUAUAAUCUCCUCAUUACCAUUACCACUUAUUUACUACUAAAUAUGAGUCACGCUGCCGAGUCCAAACGUCUGAGCUUCCUGCACAACAUCCAUCACGAAUAAUCCACUCAUCAUCAUCUGCUCAUAAACGUCAUAAAUUUAUAUGUGUACCUGAAUAUUUUACUAUUUCUAGGAUAAAUUUCAGAAGAACUGAGGUUUUCUUUUUUUUCAUUUGAGUCUCAUUGGACACUUUUCUGGCUCCUCCCCCGCCCCGGCAUCGCCCUCAAAACCGACUGCAGUUCUUUAGUAAUAGUUUCUCUAUCGGGUUAUAAGAUGAAAAAACUAGGGUUUACUGUAAAAUUGAAGAAGAUAAGAUGAUUUUGUUUGUUUGUUUUUUAGACGUCAGAGGAAUUGUGGGCGUGGCACAUAACAAGAACCGAUCCGAUUGGCCGUCGCUGGCAGUUUCAUUCGCAUUCACUUUUAAAUAGUUUUUUUUUUUACUCUAAUUUUCUAUCGCUUCAUAAGUCUUAAUAAUACUAUUAUUACUAUAGAUAAUGAUUUUCCUCGCUGCCGUGGUGACAAAGUUUUGGCACUCCAGUUUUACAGAUUAACAUUGAGCUGAAUCGUUCGUUUCCUGUGUAUUAGUUUUGGAAUGUAAUCGUUUGUUUUGUCUACUCGAUUCCGGUGUGUUUAAUGUAUACGUGUUAUUUGUGUGUAAAUCGGUUCGUACACUGAGCUGAACGGCGUUUUAACCACUGACGCCUUUCUCCGGCGUUCCCGCUCAAAAUAUAACCGCGCCUUCGAACCCGAAUCACCGCCGGAGUGUGAAUAUUUAUAUAUUUAUAGAUCCGAGAUGAUUUUUUUUCUUUUCUUCAUUAGCAUCAUGUGACCGAUCUUUCAGACUGUAUGAAGCACACGUCAAGCCAAGUUUGAUCAGAUACGUCUCAGUCAGGAGGAGACACCAGGACAGUCCACUGGGAAAUUGUAAUGCUGUCCACAUCACCGUCUGUGUCCUUUUUAUAUGUAUUUUUAUACUCCUGCGUUUCAUACGUGUGAACGCAAUAAAGUUCUCUCCGGUGGAAUGUGAA
Messenger RNA from Silurus meridionalis, 2376 nucleotides. RefSeq names its product claudin domain containing 1b (gene cldnd1b). NCBI's taxonomy places the organism in Eukaryota, Metazoa, Chordata, Actinopteri, Siluriformes, Siluridae. The record is from RefSeq and is a predicted model, not a curated record. Gene Ontology annotation, cellular component: membrane. The transcript has 5 exons. Bases 99 to 863 code for a protein of 254 amino acids.